Molecule: messenger RNA, 5423 nt
Organism: Anopheles funestus (African malaria mosquito)
Lineage: Eukaryota; Metazoa; Arthropoda; Insecta; Diptera; Culicidae
Product: WD repeat domain phosphoinositide-interacting protein 2-like
Exons: 5
Coding region: 1522-2955 (477 amino acids)
Biological process (GO): nucleophagy; autophagy of mitochondrion; protein localization to phagophore assembly site
Cellular component (GO): phagophore assembly site membrane; extrinsic component of membrane; cytosol
Molecular function (GO): phosphatidylinositol-3,5-bisphosphate binding; phosphatidylinositol-3-phosphate binding; protein binding
Source: RefSeq, a predicted model, not a curated record
UCUUCGAAAAGAAAAGCUCCUCCAGUCUGAAAGGAAAAUUGGUUUCGAACGGAAUCUUCGCAUCCGCGCCCUCAUCGACGACUCGUUACAUUGGUCUGCCCGGGAGGAACUUUGGGUUUUUGUUUGUACAAUAGUUGUGCAAUAGAGUAAAAGAUCUGUCACCAGAGGCACUGCUGCACAGCAUCAAGGCAGAUACACUAUCCACGACGGUUGUAACUGUUUCGGGAUAUUCACUUCCGAUUUGUUGCUGGUACUGGUCUUUGUCCCGAAAAGGAACGAGUGUUUUGUUUGCAGCUUAAGCUCGAGAACUUUUAAUCUUGCAAGACUUCUGCGUACAGAGCUGCUGCACCAGUGUGGAAAAUAAAUAUCCGCGCAAAUCGUGUUUAAACGAACCCCUUUUGCUACAGGCCACCGUCUAGUUUGCGAUCGAUCGAGCCGUGUGCAUUCGACGAUUUUGUGGAACAUUUUUCCUUCAGACUCAACACCAUUCUGGAACGUUUAUAAAAAAAAACGAAACGCUAAUCCCCGAACCGAACUUGCACAUUGUUUAGAGAACUUAGCAAGCGUUGCUGAUAAAAAGUUCGUUAGUGCUGACAUUUCAAAUCGGAAUCCCUGAAAGUACAAACAGUUUCUAUCCUGCAACUGAAAUUGUUUUUGUUUUGUGUGCAAAUAUUCUAAAGCAAUACAGUUUUCUGCCCUUAAAAACUACAGUGCAAUCACAGCUAAAUCAGAAGGGAAAAGACAUUCCUUCAAACGACGCUUGGAAAAUAUUUUAAAAGCAGAUUUUUCUGUACAGAACACAUUAAGGGAAAAAAACCUAAUCUGUUGGUGCUAUUGUUUGAAAAAGGUUCGUGUUGUUGCGAUUGACAAGAAAAUAAAAAUCGAAAUCGUGUUCGUAUACGUGUGCGUGUGUUUGCCCCAGCGCCUCAGUGUGUUAGUGAGUGUUUUCGCUCAAACGCAAUAGGAAAAGCGGGUGAACGAGAGCGAACCAGCGUACGAAACGCGAGCGAGCGAGUGGCGUGAAAACAAAAACAUCGAGAAGGAACGACUCGAUUAUAAACAAACCAACAACAAACAGGUCGAUUCAGUCAGUGAGAAAACAAGCCAGCGCAGUCAGCAGUGCAAACGAAACGAAACGAGCGCGCGCGUACAACAGUGAAGGCAAGCGUACGCAUCACGUCCCACCAGCAGCUGCAGCAGAGCGACCCAAACGGAAACCACCCUCAGUCGCUUUGACUCGUCGUCCUUUGCCAGAAGCAAACGUUUGUUGCUUGCUCUCUUCGUGCGUUCUCGCCGUUUUCUUGCGCACAGUUUCAUUUAAAAAAAAAGGAUCCCUGCUGCGUACGUUGCGUGCGUGCACAUAGUGAAAGAAAGCAGAAAAGUACACACGCGCGCGCGAACACACAAACACCAGCAGAAGCGAUAAGCGAAAAGGACAUUAAUUUUAUUGUGCAUUUUGGUUUGUGGUGAAUCCUCUACGCGAUCUUUGCGCCCGUGAAAACUCCGCGCCAAAUCGUUUAAAUGAGUGAUAUAAGUCAGAAAUGUUUCGGCAAAAAUGGUGGAUUUUCUAUAAGCUUUAAUCAAGACUAUACAUCGCUCUCCGUGGUAUCCAGGACGGGAUAUCGAUUGUUUUCGUUAGCAUCCGUUGAUCGUGUCGAUGAAAUAUUCUGCAGUCAUGACGAGGAUACAAAGAUUGCCGAGCGGCUGUUUAGUAGCAGCCUCGUUGCGGUUGUUACCGCAAGUGAACCGAACAAGCUUAAGGUGUGUCACUUCAAGAAGGGGGCGGAGAUCUGCAACUAUGGCUACCCGUCGGAGAUCCUGUCGGUGAAACUGAACCGAUCCCGGCUAGUGGUAUGCCUCGUGGACAGUAUUUACAUUCACAACAUCCGUGAUAUGAGACUGCUACAUUCCAUCAAGAACAUGGCGCCGAAUCCGAGCGGUCUGUGUACGCUCUCGCUGCUGUCGCACCUUGCCUACCCGGUGUCGACCGAGUGCGGCGAGCUGCAGAUCUUUGACGCGGCGAAUCAGCUGCGCCGGUUGAAGCUGAAGGCGCACGAUUCACCGCUGUCGGCGCUGAACUUCUCCUACAAUGGCGUCCUGCUGGCGACGGCCUCGGAGAAGGGCACCGUGAUUCGGGUGUUCUGCGUGAAGAAUGGCCAGAAGGUGCACGAAUUUCGGCGCGGCGUCAAGCGCCAUGUCAGCAUUGGUUCGCUGAACUUUAGCACCUGUGCGAGCUUUGUCGUGGCCAGCUCGAACACCGAAACCGUACAUAUCUUCCGGAUCGAUCCGAAAGCGAUCGAGCAGGCGGAACGGCGCCAGAGCAUUGCCGUCGAUGCGGCCGCUAGCGUCGGCAACGCCAGCAGCUCGAGCGACGACGACGAAUCGAACGGAAGCGAUCCGUCGGUCAACGCUGCUGGUGCUGCUGGCGGCUGGGGUAUGGGUUUUCUGGCGAAAGCCGUCACCAGCUACCUGCCGACGAACGUCGUAACGGAUGUGUUUACGCAGGACCGGGCGUACGCCACGAUACAGCUGGCGGAGGCAGGACUUCGGUACGAGUGUGUGAUGGCGAAGCUGGAGAAGGAGACGCGUCUCCUGCUGGCGUGCGAGGACGGGUUCUUGUACAUUUACAGCUUCGAGGAUUCGAAGGGUGGCGAAUGUAAGCUCAUUCGUGCGCAUGAUCUCCGUACGCCAUUGCACGGCAUUACCGAGGUUGAUAUCGUUGGCAAUGAAAACGAUGAAAAUACAAACAGCCUGAACGUGAACAUGACGAAAUCGAUGCUGCCCGCGCCGGGCACAUAUGCGGGCGUUCUGAAGGGACGUCCGGCCGACCGGAUGUCAGCAGACUCCGACUGGUGUCAUGAUCUGCGUGAAGCGGUUGAGUAUCCGGUAAAGGUGACAGUGCCGAUCUACGAUGAGAUGCAGUUCCCCCCGGUUACGCCGAUCACCGUCGAAUGACUAGCCAAGGAUACGGUGCGCUCCCGUGAGGUUGACCAUCCGCCAACGAAGAUGCGGACCACCGGCAAAUCGUUCUCCUCCAAAGGAGGUGUUGGAUGCAAGGGCUAAAGCGUAGAAUCAGUGUAGAUUCAAGAGCUUUUUUUGGGAGGUCAAUCGAAGAAUAGGAAUGGCUUGGAUGCCGCGAUGCCCUUGUCGUUAGCGGAUGGUGGCGAAGAUGAUGAUGGGUAGUUGAUGAAAUGAGCGUGUAAGGGUUUGACUAUGUCUAAAACUGCAAAUAAUGCGUGUGUGUACCGUUGAUGUUUUUAUUUUCUUUAAUUUAUUUUUACACCAACUCUUCUUAAGGCAGUAGUAGGUAGAACUAAACGCAACACAGCAGAGUGCGAAGGCACGUGCACACUUGGAGAAAGUGUUGGGGGUUGCGCAUGUGUUAAAUUUACGCUUUCACUCUGUGCAAUUGUUUGAUGACUUUUUUUUGCAUAAAAUACAUACAUGUGUUGCUGCUAGAAAUGUUCUUUACAUCAGAAAACGUCCAAAUCUGCGAGAAAUCAUUUUAUUGCUGCUCUGCCAGGAUGUUUUAUUUAGAUGGUUUUCUGACAAAGCGCGUAUACUAAUGACGUGGAGGAAAAGUUCAAAUCAGUCGUAAAUGAAGCUACGUGCAAUGUUAAUAUUCAUAGAACUGUAACGUCGGCAACGCUGUUGCGGGUAGGGGAUAACGUUAAAGGCAACAGGAGGAAGCGAGAUAUCCCAGCGCAACUAGCACUAGUUGUGGACGUUGAUUUUCUUUAGGUCAGUAAUAAGCAAUACAGCAACAAAAGCAAGUUCAAUUUCACAAAGUAACUUUACCAUUAUGACGAUUCCCUUAAGGAUCUGUGUAGUACUUUCUAUCGAUUUUGUAUCGCUCGUUCGUUCGCCUUGUCGUUGUAAAGGUGAACAGAGGCAGAAAUAGUUCUCGAUUGAAUGCGAAACCCUACAAAACCAGACGUAGAAGUAGCAGCGGCAGCAUGAAGAUGUUAGAUUAAUGAUUGUGUCUAUAUUUAAUAAGCUCGUUGCUCCGUUACAUACGUUGAUCGUUUAUUCUUAAAGAUCGGUACAUCUUUAACAUACACACCCAAAUCUAGGCGAAACGAUCGAGGGAGCUUCACGAAAAUACGGGAAAGAGAUCAUACAAAAAAAAACACUUAAAAUGAAUGAUAAAGAUGCAAAAAAAAAACAAACAUCAAACCUGAGAUCAUAAAAUUUGAUUGAUCAACAAUGUUUCAUCUAUCUUGGAUAAAGUACGAAGAAUAAAAUGUAAAAAAAAGAACAAACUUCUGCAUGAUACCAAAAACAAUAAAAAAAAACAAUGUAAAAAGCGUAAAAACGUAAAAAAAUACUCACCGUUAAGUUAGCAUUUUAAGUUUCUAUAGAAAACAAAAGGAUCCUCCUUACACCAAAAGUACCCAGUUUUUGGUGGAUACCACAAAAGGUUUUUACUGCACAGUGGAAAACAAAACUUGUAUGGUGGUAGAUCAGGAAAGUGACAAAGCAGAUCAUCAAUACCGUUUGAUCGAGGGUGGAAAGGCUUUUGUUUUUUUUAAUUUAUUAAACAAUCCCAUCAUUACCGUGCCAGUUUGUGGCAAUAUUAUUCGAUGAUGGAGUUAUAGCUGUACAUACACGUUUACAUACAUUCACCGCGUUUACCUUUCUUUUCUUCUAUUACAAGCACUACGCCACGUACAUUUGAUUUGUCUGUUAAUUAAUUAUGCGCUUAAUUUUGCACUCUUACUAAUGUUUGGUAAUACAUAUGUAGUUUUAUGUUACUUUCGAAAAGUAUUGAACUCUGAUAUAAAAAAACCGCGUUGUUCAGCGCAACAUGCAAUUGUUUCGGAAUUAUCGUCUUUGCGAUAUUUUCAACAACAAAAAAAAUUAUUUGUACAUCUUUUUCUGUUUAUAUAUCUAACAAAAUCAAUCACACACACACACGCAUGCACCCAAACAAUAAUGCACAAUGUUUGAUUUAGUUGCAUUAGAGAGUAAACUAAUGGCAACUGAAACUACGGGACGAUUGUUCGACAGCUGGAACCGCUUGAAGCAGGAGAGAAACAAAAAAAGGUGUUUGUUAAAGAGAAGUCAAGCAAAGUAUAACAUAUGUGUCUGGUCGUAUAUUUUAUGUAGGAGCGGUACCAAACUAAACAUUACAGCAAAACAAAACGGAAUACCCUGUCGGACACACACCCGUAGUAGACAUCUUUGUGCACCACUUGCGCUCUACUAAUAGAAAUGAAACGACAAAAAGAAAAUCAUACAAAAAACAGUAGCAGAUAAUUGUAAAACACGAAAAAUGUUCUGUGAAGUGAAAAACAUACAAAAUACAAACAAAAAAACAAACAAACAUUUAAAAAUGAAUACAAAAAAAUUCAACAAAUAUAAGAUAAUUAAACAGAAACAAAACAAAACAAAAAGAAACAUAAAAAUAACACUCGACUUAA